UAUCAAAAAUUUCCGUACACAAUAGAAGAAGGAGAUUCAAACUCAGAACAAGAGAGACGAAAACAGCAUUAACACGGUGGGAGCGUUGGCUACGGAAGCCAGUUCAGGACUUUCUGCAUCAGCUUCCAAUAUUACCAUUUUCGCUCCGGAAUUCAUCAGGGGAACGGGAAAAAUCACAGAUUUUGAGACCAGGAAACCCCACAUUUGACUGCGCUCUUCUCACCGGAAGCGCAGUAGAGAUAGCUACACGAUGGCAGAGAAGCAGUUGAUAGUAGUCGUUGAAGGUACCGCAGCCAUGGGUCCCUUCUGGCAAACUGUCGUAUCUGAUUACAUUGAGAAGAUCGUUAGGUGUUUCUGUGGAAAUGAACUAACUGGGCAGAAACCACCAACCUCUAAUGUUGAGUUCUCUCUGGUCACGUACUAUACUCAUGGAUCAUAUUGUGGCUGUCUAGUUCAGCGGACUGGGUGGACAAGAGAUGUUGAUAAUUUCAUACAAUGGCUUUCAGCCAUACCCUUUUCUGGUGGUGGUUUCAGUGAUGCAGCAAUAGCUGAAGGGCUUGCUGAAGCGCUUAUGAUGUUCCCAACUCAGCAAAAUGGUGGCCAAAAUCAACAAACUAUGGAUUUGCAGAAGCACUGUAUUCUUGUUGCUGCAAGUAAUCCUUAUCCCCUGCCAACACCAGUCUAUCGACCAACAGUGCAAAAUUUGGAGCAACAUGACAAUGUUGAACCACAGCCCGGGAGUUCUCAAUCAUAUGCUGAGACAGUUGCUAAAUCAUUUGCUCAGUGCUUCAUAUCUCUGUCGGUUAUUUGUCCCAAACAGCUUCCAAAAAUAAGAGCAAUUUACAAUGCUGGGAAGCGCAACCCACGGGCAGCGGAUCCACCUAUUGAUAAUGUUAAAACACCCCAAUAUCUUGUUUUGGUCUCUGAAAAUUUUAUGGAAGCCCGUGUAGCUUUAAGUCGUCCUGGAAUUACUAGUUUGCCUGCAAACCAGAGUCCUGUGAAGAUGGACAUCGCUCCUGUUGCGCCUGUUACAGGACCACCUCCAACCACUAUUCAAUCAGUAAAUGCACCACCUAUCAUUAACCGGCAGCCAGUUUCUGUUGCUAAUGUGCCUCCUGCUAUUGUGAAAGUUGAACCGAAUACUGUUACAUCUAUGGCAAACGGAACUGCAUAUCCACCACAUAUGCAAUCUGUUGCUUGUGCAGCUUCACAGGGAGUCCCGAGCUUGCAGACUUCUUCACCACUUUCUUCUCAGGAGAUGAUCACAAAUAAUGAGAAUACACAAGAUCUUAAACCACUAGUGAAUGGCGUCCCACAGCCUCUACGACCUGUGGGUCCUGAUAAUGUUAGCAUUUUGAAUAAUCUUUCUCAAGCACGAGGGAUCAGUUCAGCUAUAAAUGCAGGACCAUCCAAAGGACUUGGGACUAUGGUCCAAACCCCAAUGGUCAUGCAUGUAUCCAACAUGAUAUCCAGUGGAAUGGGAUCAUCUGUACCUGCUGCACAAAAUGUAUUUUCGUCCGGUCAAUCUGGUAUGACAUCAAUAAAUGGGUCUACAGCUAUUACCCAGGUUACACCGCAUGCAGGUCUAAGUUCACUUACUUCAUCAAAUAAUAAUUCCGGAAAUUCAAACAUUGCCACUUCACAAGCAGUUGGAACUCUCCAAGGUGGUGUUAGUGUGAGUCAAUCAGUACCUGGGAUUAGCCAAGGAAAUCUUGCAGGGACACAAGUGGUGCAAAGUGGAAUUGGCAUGAACCAAAGUGUGAUGAGUAGCUUAAACCAAUCAGGUGUAUCUUCUGGAAAUGGUACGAUGAUUCCUACUCCAGGAAUGCCCCAACAAGUUCAAGCUGGAAUGCAUUCACUUGGUGUGAGCAACAAUGCAGCAGCUAACAUGCCAUUAUCACAGCAUACAGCAGGUGCUUUGCAACAAGCACAAUCCAAAUACGUGAAAUUUUGGGAGGGAAAUCUAUCGGGGCAGAGACAAGGCCAGCCUGUUUUUAUUACAAGGAUGGAAGGUUACAGGAGUGCUUCAGCAUCUGAUAAGCUUGCAGCAAACUGGCCGCAGACAAUGCAAAUAGUUCGGCUUAUCUCACAAGAUCACAUGAAUAACAAGCAAUAUGUUGGAAAAGCUGAUUUUCUUGUUUUCCGAGCUAUGAAUCAGCAUGGGUUCCUUGGCCAGCUUCAAGAAAAGAAACUUUGUGCAGUCAUUCAGUUACCAUCCCAGACUUUACUGCUAUCUGUUUCAGAUAAAGCUUGCCGCUUGAUAGGGAUGCUUUUUCCUGGGGAUAUGGUUGUGUUUAAGCCCCAAAUUCCCACUCAACAGCAACAACAGCAGCAAAUGCAACAGCAACAGAUGCAACAACAGCUACAACAACAUCCGCAGCUGCAGCAACAGCAUCAGCUUUCUCAGUUGCAACAACAUCAGCAACUUCCUCAGCUGCAACAACAACAGCGGCAGCUUCCUCAGUUGCAACAGCAGCAGCAGCAGCAGCAGCUUCCUCAGCUACAACAACAGCAGCAACAGCAGCAGCUUCCUCAGCUGCAACAACAGCAGCAGCAGCAGCAGCAGCAGCUUCCUCAGCUGCAACAGCAGCAGCAGCAACAUCCUCAAAUACAGCAGCAGCAGCCGCAGCUUCCUCAACUACAACAACAGCAGCAGCAACCACAACUGUCACAGAUGCGAACCCAGCAGCAGAUUCCACAAAUGCAGCAACAGCAGCAACAAAUGGUUGCAGGUGGAAUUGGUCAAUCAUACGUUCAAGGUCCAGGGCGGUCGCAACUAGUCUCACAGGGACAAGUUUCUUCCCAGGGUCAAUCUAACAUGUCUGGUGGAAGCUUUAUGGGUUGAUUAGAUCAUUCUAAAUUAUUCUCAAAUCGCAUGGCGAAUGGGGAUGCCCUUAUUAUUUUGUUGUGACCACGGCAAUGCACGAUUAAUACCAGAUGUUUAAUUGAUGCUAAUAAUAAAUUUAUGUGUGUAUAUAUACCAGGAUUGUUGUGGUAACUAUAAUGUUAUAAUAUCCAUUAGGUUUGGAAGAAAUGGGAAGUUUUUCCUUUCCUCCAUGUACAUUAAGUUAGGAGAUAAUGAAUCUGUUUGGAAUUGAAUUCAUUGGACAUUUCAAUCGAAUCCCAUUUUGUUAUGA
Momordica charantia (bitter melon) is the source of this 3137-nucleotide messenger RNA. It is a transcript of the gene PFT1, whose product is annotated as phytochrome and flowering time regulatory protein (PFT1). Gene Ontology annotation, cellular component: mediator complex; transcription regulator complex. Gene Ontology annotation, biological process: positive regulation of transcription by RNA polymerase II. NCBI's taxonomy places the organism in Eukaryota, Viridiplantae, Streptophyta, Magnoliopsida, Cucurbitales, Cucurbitaceae. The record is from RefSeq and is a predicted model, not a curated record.